Molecule: messenger RNA, 312 nt
Organism: Acytostelium subglobosum LB1
Lineage: Eukaryota; Evosea; Eumycetozoa; Acytosteliales; Acytosteliaceae
Exons: 1
Coding region: 1-312 (103 amino acids)
Source: RefSeq, a predicted model, not a curated record
AUGGGUUUGGCUGUGGUUGGGGCUGAUGUUGAACUUGAAGAUGUGAUUGUGGCUGUUGCUGUUGCUGGGGUUGGGGCUGAGGUCGAACUUGUGGCUGUGGCUGUGGCUGUGGCUGUUGCUGUUGCUGGGGUUGGGGCUGAGGUUGAACCUGAGGUUGAACCUGAGGUUGUUGCUGCGGUUGUGCCUGGGGCUGAAGUUGAACCUUUGGUUGAGGUUGUGGCUGUGGCUGCGGCUGCAGUUGAGGUGGAACUUGUGGCAGUCGUUCAGGUUGUUGUUGAUAGAGAACAAAACUAUCUGAUAUCAUAUUCUUGA